AGAACAUGGGAUUUAUUAUAAAUUUUAAUUUAUUUUGCGUUCUACUGCUAGUUGACUUUGGACAACCAGAAUAUGCAGAAUAUUUCAAUCCAGAAGAGCCCUUAGAUGAUCACCUAACACGGCCAGAUGAGGAUGUGGCAAGUAGUGAUAAUGAGAUGACAAUGUCGUAUGAUUAUCACAAUGAAAACCAUGACAGUACUAACCACCCAGGUCCUCAAGAAGAUGCUACAACUGAUAAUUAUGUCGAAUCGUACGUUGAUCAUUAUACCACUGGAAUGGAUAAUCUUGAAGAAAAUCAGCAAGACACAGAUUACGGUCAGUAUGAGCCACACGUUGAACAUGAAAUUGAAGAUCGGAUAGUGCGAUAUGCGAUGCAUAAGUGGCGCGAAGAAAUUUGAAUUGUAUGACAAAUAAAAUAACUUAGUUUUUU
Molecule: messenger RNA, 430 nt
Organism: Drosophila melanogaster (fruit fly)
Lineage: Eukaryota; Metazoa; Arthropoda; Insecta; Diptera; Drosophilidae
Exons: 3
Coding region: 6-398 (130 amino acids)
Source: RefSeq, marked reviewed